UGUAAGGGUGGGAUUUCCAGGCUUUCAGUGAGCUCAAUGUAGAGCUUACAACCGUCUUGGACCUAUGCGGCUGCUUCAGCGACAGCAAAAAGCGAACUAGUUGUUCCCGUUCUUAGCCAAAGAGGCCCAUACAUUGCACGCUGGAUGUGUUUGUUUAUUUUUUUACAUGCGCCUCCAAUCGGAAUAAAUAAUUGAGGAAUGUGGAAAUUACAGAAUGCCCAACAGCGCUGGAAAGAGAUUUAAACCCACCAAAUACAUCCCAGUGUCCACUGCUGCCACACUCCUUGUGGGAUCGACCACUUUAUUUUUCGUUUUCACGUCCCCCUGGUUGGCGAAGGUAAUCUCUCCCGCUGUGCCUCUCUACAAUGGCCUGGUCUUCCUCUUCGUCUUGGCCAACUUCAGCAUGGCAACCUUCAUGGAUCCUGGUGUUUACCCCAGAGCGGACGAGGAUGAGGACAAAGACGAUGAUUUCCGGGCACCGCUCUACAAAAACGUGGAGAUCAAAGGCAUUCAGGUCCGGAUGAAGUGGUGUGCCACCUGUCACUUCUACAGGCCGCCUCGAUGCUCACAUUGCAGCGUCUGUGACAACUGUGUGGAGGACUUUGACCAUCACUGCCCCUGGGUGAACAACUGCAUCGGACGGAGGAACUACCGUUACUUCUUCCUCUUCCUGCUUUCGCUGAGUAUUCACAUGGUGGGAGUUUUCUCCUUUGGCCUUAUCUUCGUCCUCCACCACAAAGAGAGGCUAGGAACACUGCACACCACCGUCACCCUGGUGGUGAUGUGUAUAGCAGGGCUUUUCUUUAUUCCAGUCAUGGGACUCACAGGUUUUCAUAUGGUGCUUGUGGCUCGUGGCCGAACAACCAAUGAACAGGUGACGGGCAAGUUUCGUGGAGGAGUAAAUCCUUUCACCAAGGGUUGCUGUGGCAACGUGGAGUAUGUCUUAUGUAGUCCCCUGGCACCCAGGUACACGUCGGACCCCAGGAAAAAGCCCCACAUCAAAAUUCAGCCCCCAUUCAUCAGACCGGACUUCUCAGACAGGCAAAUCACCAUCAAGGUCAGCGACAAUGGUAUCCACAGCACCAUAAUCAGCUCCAAGUCCAAAAGCAGCCUUGACGGUCUGGACAACAAAGAAAUCCAACCGCCGCUGCCACCUAAAGCGGACAGGUACAACCACCUAAAAAGCCAGCUGACAUCCAGUGAAGAAAGUUCUCUUUCUGGUAAAACCCACCCAUCCACCCCAGCCAUGUACAAGUUCAGGCCGUCCUUUGGCACUAUGCCUAAAGUCCAUUACCAUACUGCUGGAGAGAAGAUUAUCAUGGCUGAUGAACGAAAGACCUCGGCCAUCAUGGAAGAAGGUGUCCGUGGUCAUGACUACCGAUCUGAGCCAAAUCUGGACCUGCCUGAGUACGCCAAUGCUCCACUACAUCGCACUUUUCAGUCCUCACCUUACCAACUGGACUCUGACCCCGUCAACUCCCGCUCUCUCAGCCUGAAGCAGGGUCACCGCCGGCCGGAAAAGGGCCACAUCCAGGCUCUGUCGCAUCAGACAGUCACUUCCACUCCAAACAAGAAUGUUUUCUCUCCAAACACUCUCUCCAAUCGUAACGGCAGUUUGUCUUAUGAUAGCCUGCUCAACCCCAGCAUUUCUCCAACCAGUGCCAAUGAGUGCAUGGCUCACCGUGGUAUGCCCUCUAUUGGAUUCCACUCACCCUACCUGCCCACCAAAAUGUGCCACAUACGGGAAGCUGACAUCCAUAGACAACAAGUUGCUCCCACCUACAGUCCAGUGUUGCCCCCCAGGGGGGUGGGCAGACAAUCCCCUCACCUAAGGGACAGGGAUCCAUCUCCAGUGCGCUACGAUAACCUCUCCCAGACCAUCAUGGCCUCUAUUCAGGAGCGAAAGGAAAUGGAGGAGAGGGAGAAGCAGCAGAUGCUGCAUGGGCGCUCCCAGACCCACAUCUAUGCCCAGGACUCUGGUGUGUUUGAUGGGGGUUAUGGUCUACCGACCAAUACUUGCUACCCAGAUGGGCAUCGUGGCCCUGGCUCCAGAGGUCCAACACCCCCAGCUUAUGGAGGCUCCAGAGACAACCUUAUGGGUGUUGGGCUGGUGAGCUAUGGUCAAAGAACCCCUGUACUGCGCCACGCCGGCUCCACGCUGGGCCGAGCCCCUCGGACUUCAUCCACCUCCCUGCACACAGAUCACAGUAGCAGCAACAGCAGCCAGUGCAGGGCGCCAGGUUCUGAGGGUCCCUAUCGCUCCCCAGCUCACCAGCCCCACUCCCCUGCUAUGCCCCGAUCCCCUUCCUACUCCCACCAGAAACUCUCCUACAUCAAUGCUCAUGAGAGGACAGACUCACCUCGCCUGGGGGGCAGAGAGGCCACAAAAGUUAAUGGACAGAUGGACUGUCACCCGAGCACCCAGGGUGCCACCCACAGCCCCAGUCGCCACAGUAACGUGAAAAAGGUGACAGGUGUUGGAGGCACCACAUAUGAAAUAUCUGUGUGAGCAAGAACAACUCAACUAUUAAAAAUGACACAUUACUAUAAAAAGAAAUUAUCCAGUCUGCUAUUUAAUAAUAAUAUUAAGCAGUCAGGGACACUUGGUACCUGCUGUUUUGGAUUCACUGUCUAGUUGGAGGAUCUGACUGCUCUUGUGUCUUGAUUCUGUUGCGCCAAUGGCCAUACAAACUUUUACUGGAGGAGAGGUUUAUGAGUUGAACACCACAGCCUGUUGUAUGUGUGCAAAAUCUUUUGUAGUUACCAUUUCUGUGACUCAUCGUCUUGGGCGUGAAACGGACCAUCCGACAAGACUGUGUCUUUCAUCUGCAGCUAUGAAGCAUUUCGUUGUUCCAGAUGCUGAACACAAGCUUCACUUAAGUAAAGGCUGAGAGCUGAACAGAGACACUGCAGACAGGAAGAUCAACAUCCUCACAAUGGACCUCUGCAAGAAGUCUCUUUCCUGAAGUCGGCCGACUUCAAGAAUCCAUGGUGCUUCACAUUAACUUGUACUGCUCAUGUCGUCUUUGGCGUAUGUUUACAGCUUUGAGGAGUGAUGUGCAAGUUCAGAAAGCAGAACACAAGGAAGAGGAGAAACUGGGGAUAUGAAGGAUGGGGAGGUCAUCUUGUCAUCUGGUUGCAAUUCCAAAUUAAAUGAGAAAGGUUUACUUGAAAGGAAAAGGAAAAAAAAAAAUCUUAAUUUCCUCAGGAAUUAAUGCAACCAGCAGAGAUGCUUGUUGGCAUGAAUUCAUCCAUUUUGAAUAUGUGUCCUUUGUUGAGGUGUAGAUGAGCUGCCUUUUAUUGCUUUCACAAAAGCGUGGUUUCAAAGGCAAUUUCAACCUGACUCACUAUACAAGUGUUGGGCUGAUAUAUUUGCAUUCUGAAAGGCCACAAUACCUCAUCCCAACAUUUCUCACAAAGUUUAGGACAAUUUCAGCCUCACACAACCAAAAUAAAAAGAAGGAAAAAAUAUUGAGUAUGCUUCCUGUAACCAUAUAGCAUAUAUAAAUAAAGGGGUGUUACAAGAAAGUCAGAUAUUACCAAAAAAAAAAAACUGAUCACCCAAUUUAUAAUUUUGUAAUGUUAUUUUCUUUCCUUUUUUCAUCAGUUUAUGUUUUUGUGUACCCAACCAUUCAAAAGGAGUUUGAUGUAUCUUUUUAAACAGCCGCUUAAGCCUGGAAUGGAUAUGAUCCUUCGAGUGGAGUCGAUUUGAGCUCAUAAAUCAUGAAUUUACUAAAUGAGAUCAUGGAUAAUGGGUAAAUCUAAUAUAGCUUGCUGUGUUUUAGUGUAUAAUAAGUGUAAUUGAUUGAUUUGUGAUGUGAAAAAUGAAAUCUUAAGUUGCAGUCCUUGAAUAGUCACAUGGUUUGUGCAGAGCUACAUGCAUGCUGUACACAAUUUUAGGAAUGGGCUUUGUGUCAAAGCUGCCUUGAGACAUUGGUGCCAAAAGUGGCCACACACCUUUAAUUUGUCAGACAGCAAAUGUGACAUCACUGCUGAGUGAAACUGUUAAAACGGUUAGUUUGCAGUAGCUGUCUGGUACAGCUCAGGUGUUAUCCACCAGUAAGAGAAAUAUCCUAACUGAAAAGUCCAUGCUUGUAUUACUUUCAAUAAAGAAAUAAGAGGACAGUGACACAAAAUGCCAGAAAUUACAUGGAUGUAAAAUGUUACAAUUUUUUUUGCAUUAAGGGAAAAAAACCAUUGUUGCCUUUUGAGAAGAAAAGUUGUUUCCUACAGAGUGAUCUGUGGUUGAAACACUGCGAUAUAAUAAGGGACAAUGUAAAAUUCUUUAUGGGGCAGAAUAUGGCCCUUGUGAGCAUCUUGGACUGGGUAAACAUGGAAUGAGAACUUCCUGAAAAAUGGUGAUUGUACAAAGUAAUGUACGAUCUUCUUAGUUAUAAAAAAUCAAGAGGAUUAAGGGUUUAAUUUCUCCAUAGGUUGCAGAAUUAAGGCCUGAGGCUAUCUGCAGAGAUUGGAUGUUACUGACAGUUGCUGCAGUUCCAACUCUGGCCAGCAUGGUCUGUGUGAUCUCAACCAGCUGCCUUACCAAGACUGUGCAGCACAGUAACAAGAUUGUCCGGUUGAACCGUGUAUCUAUGAAAUGCUGAAAGUUUGAUGCAAGGCUGUGGUAAACAGGGCUAGCUUUUUGACUAAAUCUAAUGGGUAGGAACAUCUUUAACUACCACAAUAGAGCAUUAGCUAUUGAAUUUCCUUUAAACCCAUCUCUUGACUUUCAGAUCCCAAUUUGACCACAUAUCAACAUGCAAUCAAUGUCAUUCCUCCUUAAGAUGACUGCCAUAGUCCAAUGUUCCUUUUUUUGGGAUGGACAUCACUGCAGGUCAGGGGCCAUUCCUGACAGUCAACUAUAUCUAUCAGCCACAAGCUGAGUUUGUUUUCCAAAACAGAUGUUAUAAUAUAGAAUACACUAUAACUGUAUGUGUUCCUAUUUUUGUGAAAAGGAAAUAUUCCCAAUGACCUGAGCAAAGUAAAUAAAGUUUUCAACUAUGA
Molecule: messenger RNA, 5004 nt
Organism: Melanotaenia boesemani (Boeseman's rainbowfish)
Lineage: Eukaryota; Metazoa; Chordata; Actinopteri; Atheriniformes; Melanotaeniidae
Gene: zdhhc8b
Product: zinc finger DHHC-type palmitoyltransferase 8b
Exons: 11
Coding region: 215-2509 (764 amino acids)
Biological process (GO): protein palmitoylation
Molecular function (GO): palmitoyltransferase activity
Source: RefSeq, a predicted model, not a curated record